UUAUUGUUUUUACACACUGGUUGACAUUAGUGACAUUGACGUUUGUUUGUUUGCCAUCGUCUCCAAGGUAACCGCGCGUUGCCAUAUUAGGAAACCCGAAAUCCCCAACAUUGUCAUUGUCUGUCUGUUAUUGUUGGUAAACACUGAACAGCUGUGUUUCUGACGUUUUUUGAAAAAUUUUCGAAAUUUUCGUGUUUUUUCCAAGAAAAUAGCUGCAGCAUUUCAGCGACGUGUCUCUCAUUCCAACCUUGUAAUGAGCGACGAGAACAAUGAGCAAAAAUUCGGGGGGACUUCCGACCCCCAAGAUACGGGAACAGGUCCUCGGAUCAGGACCCAGAGUGAGUGCUCCAUUACCAGCGAUGACGGGGCCCAAGGCAGCUCAGGGAAACGGCAGCGCACCACGUCAGCCCAGUUCAUGGUGUCUUCAGGCAUGACUGCCGCGUCGCCCCCCAAGUUCGUCACUCUCGAAGAAAUCAUGCAAGCGGCCAACGGGAUGCGAGACAUGGCGUUGGUGCACCAGAUCGUCGUGGACGACGACUUCAAGCUGCAGAAGGUGGACCCCCCGCCGAAUACGUUGCAUCAAAUGGUGAAUGACACCAUGAAGAAGGCGUUUUGGGACCUGCUGAGAAACGAACUAGGCGAGGAUCCGCCUAGCUACACGCAGGCUCUGGUUUUGCUCGAGGACAUCAAGAAGGGACUGUUCGCCGUGCUUUUGCCACAACAUACCAAAAUCAAGCAGCAAAUAUCCGAGAUUCUGGAUGGGGAUCUGAUUAAGCAGCAAGCGGAAAACGGGGUUCUGGAUUUUGGGCAUUACGCCCAGUAUGUAAUUUCCGUGAUGGCGAAAUUGUGCGCGCCUGUGAGAGAUGAUAAGAUUAAGGAGUUGACGCAGACCGUGGAUGUGGUGGACACGUUUAAGGGGAUUCUUGAGACCCUCGACCUGAUGAAGCUCGACAUGGCCAACUUCACCCUCCAGAUGGCCCGACCCGACAUCAUCGCGCACAGCGUCGAACUCGAGCGCAAAAAAUUCGCCGAUUUCCUAGCCGUCCAGACCGACGGGCUCGAGCACACGACAAAAUGGCUGCUCAGACACGUCGACAAAAACGAAACGCCCCCUUCCAACUCCGCCUCGUACGAGAACUUCAUUCGCUACGUGGUGAAGAAGGCGUCAUGGGAGGCCUUCAUCGACCUUCUGGACUGGGCGGAGGGCGAGCCGUACCCGGAGACGUUCAUGAUCGAUGAGACGCGAUUGAGGGAUCUGCAAAUGAAAACGAAUCGAUUGACAGCAGUCGGGACCAUUUUACUAGUGACUUUAAGCAAUGCCGGUCCGGAUUUGCAAUCAAUCGCCGAGUUCAAAGGUUCCCUCAAAGACCAUAUUACCAUUCUCCUACAAAGUGUCAAAACUGACAAGGAGUUGAAGGAGGCGCUAGCAAACGUUGCGGAGCAGGUAAUCAACGACGUCAAGGAAGCACAACGGAAGUAUCAACUUGUGGAGAUGGACGAAGUGAGCGAGGCGGUGCUGAGGCAACAGAUUUUGAGUGUGAGCGACCCCAGCCACAAGAUUAGAGGAUUAGUUCGUCAGCGCAUUAAAGAAUUCUUCAUGGAUAUUAUAGAGUCUUCGACGGCAGCACCGCAAAAAGUGCCCACCGGGCUGACUUCUCUCCAAAGAGAACUGGCGGCUAUCGCAGGACAGUUCCUGCGAAUUAUCUCACACAACAAUACAGUAUUUUGCAUUUAUUAUUAUGAUAUUGUGUCGGCUGCUCUGCCUAAGCCAGCCUAAUUAUAUUAAUUCCGCUUUCUCAUUUAUUAGUUUCAUUUUUAGUUCAAUGUACUACUUAAACAGAAUGGAAACUGUUGUGAUAAUUUUUAGUCAAAUCGACCAUGGAGAAAGGGCGCAAUCUACUAACUGAGUCAAACAAACUCAUUAUUUUGUAUGUGAUACUGACCUUUGUAUACCUAAAAACAAUUUUAGACUAGAUUUUUUAACAGAUGUAAACCUGUAAGCGCAACGCAGUAAAUAAUUUUUAUUUCAAACAGA
This is a messenger RNA of Zophobas morio, 2035 nucleotides long. Its product is annotated as T-complex protein 11-like protein 1. The transcript is spliced from 9 exons. Lineage: Eukaryota; Metazoa; Arthropoda; Insecta; Coleoptera; Tenebrionidae. Gene Ontology annotation, biological process: signal transduction. The record is from RefSeq and is a predicted model, not a curated record. Bases 254 to 1777 code for a protein of 507 amino acids.